CAUCAUCACGAUCACACCCACGCUUGGCUCUCUCCAACCCUGUGAUACACCCACCGGCGAGGAAGGCACGAAAGUACCAUGGAGCUUCUAAGCACACGGCGGUUCACUGUGUUUGGAUGCGGCCAUCGCAGCGCCGCGGAAGAGGGUAGGUUGGUCGGGGCAAAUGGCGGAGAAAAAACAAAUACCUGCACGCGUGGCGACGAUAGUCCUGCUGUUGCUGGCCCCCUCGCGUUUGAAAAGGACGGGGAGGCAAUUGAAAUCCCGACUAUGCAGCUACGCGAGCUGAAUAACACCAACACCUCGAGGUUCGUCGGCCUCAUGGAGAAACACGGUUUCGUUGUGCUGACGGAGACGGGCGCCAUUCGGGACGCCUACCUGGAGUUCAUGGAACUCCUGAAGGCUUUUUUCGACGGCGGUUCCGGCUGGAAGGAGACCUUCAAAGGGAGGGUGCACUUCAACGAGCGCGGCAUCCCGAUGUGGCACACCGGUUACGAAAAGUGCGGUAACGUCCGCGAGGUGUUUCGGGCGCCGACUUCAGCUUUCCCGCCAUCUUCCCAACGGCAACCGUGGCCCUGCCCACGCCUCCACCGGGCCUGGCUCGCCAUACUGCGCCUCCUCCAGCGAGUGUGCCACCGCGCGCUGACCUUAACGUUGGGCCGCCCUGUGCUGGGAGCGCCGCCGGCGAAGGAAAAAAAGAGCCGCAGCACCAGCCGGCAAGGGGGAGCGAGCCAAAAGGCGGUAGAUGGGCUGUUGUGCGAGCGAUGCCCCGUGUGCGGCAGCAGUCUGCGGGAGGGGAAGGAACCGGAAGAAGGAAAUGCCGCUGCCGCCAUGCGAGGGGAUAAAGGUGGUGAUAGUAGCACCGGCGGCAAGGACGGCGAAGCUUGCCACCGGGGCCGCUUUGUUUGCUCCGAGAUCCAGGAUGAUAUAGGAGGCGGCUGCAACAGAGACAGCUGCGAUCAUGACUCCGACGACGACUUCUCCGUGAGCUAUGCGCUCAGAUACCCAAACGAAUACGCCGACCCAGCCCUGGAGCAAGAAGAUCUGACGGUAGGGGAGCACAUCGACCCGAGCCUGUUUGUGGCGGAGCCUUGCUGCGGGGUGGAAGGAUUGGAGAUUUGCGACCGGGCGUCGGGAAGCUGGCUCCCUGUUGAAGCCGUCUGCGCGGGUCUUGGGAGCGAUGGAUGCCGAAGCCUGGCUGCAGCAGAAGGCAGAGAGCUCAUCCUUUUCAGUGGCAAGGCGCUAGAGCGGGCGACGGAAGGAAGAGUGUUAGGGGCACCGCACCGCGUUCGUAGGGGGAACCUCGGGCGACGGCAUUGCUUCAUCUACGAGCAGAAGUACGCCGAGUUUUUCCCGCCGCCUGCGUUGGACUGAACUACCAAUACAACCGUAGUAGUACUAGCAGUUGCUUGUGAUGCACUCGAGGAGUUGGCUUGCUUGGCAAAAGGCGCCACGUUGUCCGACCUUACCGCGUGGAGACGUCAGUGGUAGAUGCACUCGAGUGUCCUCCGAGCACCCGCGUCAUUCUACAGCAGUCGGUUUUGGGUUGGUCCGGCGUCUUUCGGGUGUCGGGGGAACCUGCGGUGGUCGUUGGUAUGCCGUUGUCGUAAGCCCAACCCCCAACUUUGGGCUACGGUGGCUGGCCGAGCUUGCUACCCUAGCGUAAUUAUUUUGAGGCAAAAGUGAAUGACGUCGUCAACGACAGGACAAGCGUAACAAUACGUAGAAGUAUGCCU
Ectocarpus sp. CCAP 1310/34 is the source of this 1733-nucleotide messenger RNA. Lineage: Eukaryota; Phaeophyceae; Ectocarpales; Ectocarpaceae. The record is from the annotation of a GenBank genome assembly.